AUGGAGAAACAUAGAGGGGAAGAAAUUUGGAAAACUGGAGGCAAGAGGAAUAUGAAUGCACAGAUGCUUGUCUUAAUAGCAAUUGGUCCGUGGGCGACGAGAUUCUUCCUUCGUUUGCCCUGGAUGGCUGACCGUGAAAAAGGCGGAAGAAGUAGAGUUUUGUGGUCAACAAAGAAGGCAGAACCCUACGAAGAACUAGGAUGGGAUGUGAUGGGAAGGAAGAAGAAGUUGAUGAUGAUGUAA
This is a messenger RNA of Caenorhabditis briggsae, 243 nucleotides long. The record is from RefSeq and is a predicted model, not a curated record. The transcript has a single exon. The coding region runs from base 1 to 243 and encodes 80 amino acids. Lineage: Eukaryota; Metazoa; Nematoda; Chromadorea; Rhabditida; Rhabditidae.